Symbiodinium sp. CCMP2456 is the source of this 1377-nucleotide messenger RNA. Lineage: Eukaryota; Dinophyceae; Suessiales; Symbiodiniaceae. The record is from the annotation of a GenBank genome assembly.
AUGGAGCUUGCCUCUCGCAACCUGAGCAGCUUCUUUGUGGGGGCCUUGAAACGCAAGGCCGUUGAGGUGAGUGAGAAGCGGCUAAGCCCAGAGGACCGGGCUCGCCUCCAGGAGGCCAAACAAGUGGAGGUGAAAAACAUUAUCGCCGCCAAGGCCUUCGAGGUUUUUCCGCCGGAACUCAGGUGCGUGACGAUGGGGGGGGUCAAGCCUAAGGCACGCGCAGUGCUCUUAGGCUACCAAGACUUCAGCUACGAACAUAGAAUGACUACAGCUCCAGUGAUGACUCGCCAGACCCGUCAACUGAUGUUGCAAUUAGCAGCAAACAAGAAAUGGAGACUGAUGAAGGGAGAUGUGAGCGGGGCUUUCUUGCAAGGCAGGGAAUACCCUUCGGAGCUCUUUUGCAUCCCGUGCGACGAGAUCUGCCAGGCCAUGAACAUAGCUGCAGGGACAGUGACCCGCUUGAAAAGAGCCUGCUACGGAUUGGUGGAUGCGCCAUUGGAAUGGUACAAGACAGUAGCAGAGUUCCUGGAAAGCCUCGGCUUGGAGCGGUUGUGGUCAGACUCUUGUGCGUGGGUGUUGCGCAAAGAGGGUCAGGUGAGAGGGAUGAUUUCAGGGCAUGUGGAUGAUUUCAUGUUUGCAGGCGGGGAUUCCGAUGUUGAGUGGCAGGGUAUCUUGAAGCGCAUUCAAGAGAAAUUCAAAUGGGGUGACUGGGAUAAGGACUCUUUUGUUCAAUGUGGAGUUCAGAUUGAGACUUGUCCACAGGGCUUCAAGUUGUCACAACCCAAGUACGUGGAUGGCAUUGAAGCCAUACACCUGAGCGACCACGCUAUGCUUAUCACACGCCAGGAUUCCGAGAUGCACUUCUACGCGUGGGUAGAUGCAGCUGAUCGCAAUAGGAUUGACCGUGCAUGCAGGAGUCCCGGGGCCGCCGAAUCGGCGGCAGCAGUCAAUGGCGAAGACGCGCUCUAUUACGUGAGGUACCAGUGGAGCGAGAUGAUCUACGGACAGGUGGAUCUUCGACGGCCGGACACCGUGGUGUCCAGAGUCCCCGGCUGUGUGGUCACAGAUUCACGCAAUGUCUACGACAAGCUCACCACGGCCAUGAUGAGCAUCAACGGCGCCGAGAAGAGGUCGAACAUCGAGCUCCUCAGCUUGAAGGCCUCCCAGCAGACGACUGGAGUAAUCAUCCGGUGGGUGCAUUCAGAAGCACAGCUUGCCAAUGCCCUGACGAAGUCUCAGGAACAUCGGGAACUCGAGCUCUACUACCGUAUGCAACAUCAGUGGCGAAUUGUGGAAGAUGAUGCUAUGCGUUCCGCCCGAAAGCGCAAGGCUGAAGGACUUCAGCCGCUACAGCAGGGCACAAGUGCGGAGAAGUAA